AUAGAGGGACAGAUGGAAUAAGACAGAAAUCAAGAGGAGGACUAUGCUCCAAGAAUAAGCUCUCAAACCUAUCUUCAGGGCCCAAGGAGGAGCUCUGUGUACUUGGAAUAAGAGCUUGCCCAGAGUAGGGAUUAUGACCACCCUUUCCUGGCCUCCAGCCUUCCACAGAUAAGGAAGGGCUUGUGGGCCACAUUAAGGGCCAUAUGGGGGCCUGCAUGCCAAAGUCACAACCAGGCUUCUCAGGCCUUGUCACCUCCAUAAACAGAGGUCAAGAGGAUGCCCCACAUACGUACCCUCCCUGCCCUCACAAAAAGCCACAGCUUCACCACCAGGUGAAGCCUUGAACCCACCAGGAGUAACUGCAUUAUACGGUUUACCUAUCUAUGAGCAGUCAUGCCAAGCAGAAAGCCCCAUAAGGAUCUGCACAGUCCCUGUUUCUGCCCCUGCCUCCCACUGCCCUCAACACCUGAAACACAUCACCUAUGCCUCUAAAGCUUGCUGUCCAUCAACAGCAAAAUCCCUUAUAUCUUUGAUCUCUUCUCUAAAUGCAGCUUUCAACAUGGAAAAGGGUCCUGAGGCACCUGAAGAGAGAGGAAGCUGUGGGACAGGUCCAGCCAGAGCCCAGGCCAGAGGGGCAGAAGCUGGAGUCCUGGAGCACAGACGCAGGUUGUCAGCAAACACUGAGGCCUGUUGUUUCUCCUCCUCUACCGGCUCUGAUGCGGUCAAGGUCCAGAGAGCUGAGUAGUUGGCAAGCGGACCACCAGCAACAGACAACAUCUUCAUUCGGCUCUCCCUGAAGCUGUACUGCCUCGCUGAGAGGAUGAAGGUCUCCGAGGCUGCCCUGUCUCUCCUUGUCCUCAUCCUUAUCAUUACUUCGGCUUCUCGCAGCCAGCCAAAAGUUCCUGAGUGGGUGAACACCCCAUCCACCUGCUGCCUGAAGUAUUAUGAGAAAGUGUUGCCAAGGAGACUAGUGGUGGGAUACAGAAAGGCCCUCAACUGUCACCUGCCAGCAAUCAUCUUCGUCACCAAGAGGAACCGAGAAGUCUGCACCAACCCCAAUGACGACUGGGUCCAAGAGUACAUCAAGGAUCCCAACCUACCUUUGCUGCCUACCAGGAACUUGUCCACGGUUAAAAUUAUUACAGCAAAGAAUGGUCAACCCCAGCUCCUCAACUCCCAGUGAUGACCAGGCUUUAGUGGAAGCCCUUGUUUACAGAAGAGAGGGGUAAACCUAUGAAAACAGGGGAAGCCUUAUUAGGCUGAAACUAGCCAGUCACAUUGAGAGAAGCAGAACAAUGAUCAAAAUAAAGGAGAAGUAUUUCGAAUAUUUUCUCAAUCUUAGGAGGAAAUACCAAAGUUAAGGGACGUGGGCAGAGGUACGCUCUUUUAUUUUUAUAUUUAUAUUUUUAUUUUUUUGAGAUAGGGUCUUACUCUGUCACCCAGGCUGGAGUGCAGUGGUGUGAUCUUGGCUCACUUGAUCUUGGCUCACUGUAACCUCCACCUCCCAGGCUCAAGUGAUCCUCCCACCCCAGCCUCCUGAGUAGCUGGGACUACAGGCUUGCGCCACCACACCUGGCUAAUUUUUGUAUUUUUGGUAGAGACGGGAUUCUACCAUGUUGCCCAGGCUGGUCUCAAACUCGUGUGCCCAAGCAAUCCACCUGCCUCAGCCUUCCAAAAGUGCUGGGAUUACAGGCGUGAGCCACCACAUCCGGCCAGUGCACUCUUAAUACACAGAAAAAUAUAUUUCACAUCCUUCUCCUGCUCUCUUUCAAUUCCUCACUUCACACCAGUACACAAGCCAUUCUAAAUACUUAGCCAGUUUCCAGCCUUCCAGAUGAUCUUUGCCCUCUGGGUCUUGACCCAUUAAGAGCCCCAUAGAACUCUUGAUUUUUCCUGUCCAUCUUUAUGGAUUUUUCUGGAUCUAUAUUUUCUUCAAUUAUUCUUUCAUUUUAUAAUGCAACUUUUUCAUAGGAAGUCCGGAUGGGAAUAUUCACAUUAAUCAUUUUUGCAGAGACUUUGCUAGAUCCUCUCAUAUUUUGUCUUCCUCAGGGUGGCAGGGGUACAGAGAGUGCCUGAUUGGAAAAAAAAAAAAAAGAGAGAGAGAGAGAAGAAGAAGAAGAAGAGACACAAAUCUCUACCUCCCAUGUUAAGCUUUGCAGGACAGGGAAAGAAAGGGUAUGAGACACGGCUAGGGGUAAACUCUUAGUCCAAAACCCAAGCAUGCAAUAAAUAAAACUCCCUUAUUUGACA
This is a messenger RNA of Homo sapiens (human), 2250 nucleotides long. RefSeq names its product C-C motif chemokine ligand 16 (gene CCL16). Gene Ontology annotation, cellular component: extracellular region. The transcript is spliced from 4 exons. Gene Ontology annotation, molecular function: chemokine activity. Gene Ontology annotation, biological process: immune response; positive chemotaxis. The record is from RefSeq and is a predicted model, not a curated record. Lineage: Eukaryota; Metazoa; Chordata; Mammalia; Primates; Hominidae. Bases 821 to 1183 code for a protein of 120 amino acids.